Cylindrotheca closterium is the source of this 2079-nucleotide messenger RNA. NCBI's taxonomy places the organism in Eukaryota, Bacillariophyta, Bacillariophyceae, Bacillariales, Bacillariaceae. The record is from the annotation of a GenBank genome assembly.
AUGCUGUCGCUAGGCACAAUUCGCUUUCUGUCUACAGAUGUAUUCGAUGAUGCCCCAGGAGAACUGGUACACGAAUUCAGGAGAGAGGGUGUCAGGAACGUCGCAAUCGUAGCACAUGUUGAUCACGGUAAAACCACUUUGGUAGAUACGCUAUUACGGUCGUCCAAUGGCGAAACCAAUGAUGAGAGGCUGUUAGACAGUGGAGAGCUGGAAAGAGAACGAGGAAUUACGAUUAGUUCCAAGGUCACAAGGUGUGACUACAAGAAUACCACAAUAAACAUCGUUGACACUCCAGGUCAUGCUGAUUUUGCUGGGGAAGUCGAUCGUAUCCUUUCUCUGGUAGAUGGCGUUUGUCUUGUAGUGGAUGCAGCUGAAGGUGCAAUGGCACAAACCAAGUACGUGCUUUCUAGGGCUCUCUCGCUAGGAAAGAAUCCGAUCGUUGUGAUAAACAAGGCGGAUCGUCUCGAUGGAUUGAGUAAGAUUGAAAGUGGGGAGACAGAAUCCCAGCUCCUUGACCUUUUCGACUCGUUGGGGGCUUCCGAACAACAAUUGAACAGCUUGACGCACACACUUUAUGCAAGUGCUCGAAAUGGCUGGAUUACAGAUGAUCAAGAAGUAGCGUCUUCAAUUGCAAAGAAAGGAAAUACAGGCACUGGGAAUGACAUGACUUUGCUCUUGGACCGAAUCAUAGAACUGAUCCCAGAACCAAAAGUCACAUCAAGGGUAAACGAACCAUGCAACGAUAGUCCAAUUACACUUCCGGGAGAGUCAUUUGAGAAAGAUCCAUUCUCUUUGGCAGCUGUCACUGUUGGUUACGAUUCAUACCUUGGCAGAAUGUGCACUGGACGAAUUACUUCUGGUUCCAUUCAAAUUGGGGAUGAAUGCAUUGUUCUCAAGGCAAAGAACAAAGCGGCAGGAGACGGAAUUGAAUCUAAAGAAACGAGUGACACAUCCUCCAUCUCUGGAUUAUUUGUUAAUAGAGGGAUAUUGAGAACCAACUUGGUUCCAGCCAUUGGCUACGCUGGAGAUGUCAUUACGCUUGCUGGUGUACCAAACUCGAUUGCUGUCGGCGAUACAAUUACGAAAGCUGACAACCCUGUUGAGGAACCGCUAGAGACUCUUCCUCUGGCGCCACCCAUUCUUGCAAUGGAGUUUGGCGCCAACGAUGGACCUUUGAGCGGUAGCGAGGGGUCCGAAGUAACGCCAACUAAAGUUCGAAAUCGCUUGAUGGUAGAAAUAGACAACAACGUUACUUUGACGGUUGAGAAAGCACAAGGUAGUGACAAGACAGUAGUUCUUGCAAGGGGGGAGCUGCAGCUUGGGAUUCUGAUAGAGCAAAUGAGGCGAGAGGGUUUUGAGCUAAUUAUUUCUCCUCCAAAGAUAAUGACAAAGUUAUCAGACGACGGAAAGACAAUCCUUGAACCAUUCGAAGAAGUAACAGUUGAUGUGGACUCAGAAUAUGCAGGCUACAUCGUCUCAGCCUUGACAGCCGACCGCAAGGGCACUCUGUUGAGUAUUGAGGAUUCUGAUUUUGGUAAGAGCCGCCUUCAAUUCGAAAUUCCUGCCAGAGGUUUGCUAGGAUUCCACUCCGAGGCCGCAACAGCAACUCGGGGUAGCGCUGUCAUCAAUCACUGCUACCUUGACGAUCGCCCAAUCACGCAGCUUGGAAAUGGCUUAGAGAAAGGUAAGCUGAUCAGCAGCGAGAACGGCAAAGCGUCCCACUACGCUUUAGCGUCGUUAGAAGCGCGAGGUACCUUGUUCGUUGAACCCGGGGACCUGGUAUAUCCUGGGAUGAUUAUCGGAGAAAAUGCUAAACAAGGAGAUUUAGAGGUAAAUCCAGUACGCUCUAAACAGGCAACAAACAUGCGAACGCAAGCAAAAGACGAGCGUGUUUAUUUGCAACCACCUAGGAAAAUGUCUCUUGAGGAGCUCUUGGGAUACAUGGGACCAGAUGAAAUGUUGGAAGUCACCCCCUCGAGCAUACGGCUCCGAAAAACCGAGCUAGAUCCUGUUGAGCGACGAAAAGCAUCUCGUGUCAAGAAGCAAAAGAAGGAUGCAUUGAAGCAAAAGAACAGAUAA